CAAACAAACAAACUGCACGUGCCUGCCUGUUUGUCCGUCUGUUUGCCGACGCCAGAGGAACAGAAGAGGAUCCAGCAUCCAAACAGCUGAAGCUCUCACCUGAAAUUUCGGACCAUGGAUGCAACAGAGUUUCGUCGCAGAGGAAAGGAGAUGGUGGACUAUGUGGCCGACUACCUGGAGAACAUAGAGAAGCGGCCGGUCUACCCAGACAUAGAACCAGGGUAUCUUCGGUCCUUGAUCCCCAGUGAGGCUCCACUGGAGCCGGAGACUUAUGAGGAAAUCAUGAGAGAUGUGGAGAGGGUCAUUAUGCCGGGGGUGACCCACUGGCACAGCCCCUACUUCUUCGCUUACUUCCCAGCUGCUUCCUCUUUCCCCGCCAUGUUGGCCGACAUGCUGUGUGGAGCCAUUGGCUGCAUUGGAUUCUCCUGGGCUUCCAGUCCGGCCUGCACAGAGCUGGAAACAGUGAUGUUAGAUUGGCUCGGCAAGAUGCUGCAUCUGCCUGAGUGUUUCUUUGCCGGAACUCACGGAAUCGGAGGAGGCGUCAUCCAAAGCACAGCCAGUGAGGCAACCCUGGUGUCGCUGCUCGCCGCUCGUUGUAAAGCAAUCCGACGGGUUCAGGCAACAGAUCCUGAAAAAACUGAGGCGGAAAUCUUCUCCAAACUGGUGGCGUACACCUCGGAGCAGGCUCACUCCUCGGUGGAGCGUGCGGCUCUGAUUGGAGGAGUGAUGAUGAGGAAUGUUCCUACAGACGACAGCUACGCCGUCAAAGGGGAUAUGCUGAAGAAGCUGGUGGAGGAGGACAAAGCAGCUGGACUCAUCCCUUUCUAUUUUUGUGCGACUCUCGGCACCACUCCAUCGUGUGCUUUUGAUCACAUCACGGAGCUGGGGCCCAUAUGUAAUGAGGAAAAUCUGUGGAUGCACAUCGAUGCAGCCUAUGCUGGGAGUGCAUUUAUCUGCCCUGAGUUUAGGCCUUUGUUGAACGGCAUUGAGUUUGCAGACUCGUUCAACUUCAACCCACACAAAUGGCUUUUAGUCAACUUUGACUGCUCUACGAUGUGGGUGAAGAAGAGAGCAGACAUUAUUGGAGCCUUCAAGGUGGACCCACUGUACCUGAAACAUGAAAACCAGGAGUCAGGCCUAGUCACAGAUUAUAGGCAUUGGCAGAUUCCACUGGGAAGAAGAUUUCGCUCGCUUAAGUUGUGGUUUGUCUUCCGGAUGUAUGGGCUCAAAGGUCUUCAGGCUCACAUACGCAAGCAAGUGGACCUGGCCAAAGAGUUUGAGAGUUUGGUACGAGCCGACAAGAGGUUUGAGAUCUGUGCUGAGGUCAUCAUGGGACUGGUCUGCUUCAGGCUUAAGGGCUCCAAUGAGCUGACCCAGAACCUGCUGAAAAAGAUCUCAAAGAGCAGAGAGAUCCACCUGGUGCCUUGUCAGCUCGCUGGACGCUUUGUCCUGCGCUUCGCCAUCUGUGCACGGACCACAGAGUCCCGUCACGUCCAACAAGCGUGGCGGCACAUCACGCAACUGACCUUUGAGCUCCUGCAGGAGGAGUCCAGCCAUUGACCAAAAGGCAGGGGGAGGGGGGGCUGUAUAAUCUGAGACCCGAUUGCAGGACCAAAGUUAGGAUGAAAAUUUCAGGUUUCAGGUUGUGGAUGUAAAAUGUCACAAAGGGAUCGAAACAGCUCACUUAGCCCUUACAUGUGUUUGUGUCAGCAGCCAAGCAGUGAUAAUUAUUUAGCAGAUUUAUCUUUUUUGAUAAAUGUGCAUAACAGGCACUGCUGCAGGUUCAGAACAUGACAUGUUCUAUCUGCAACUCAGCUUUAAUCUGUCACUGUUUAUGUCAUUGUCCUCAUUGUAAUGC
This is a messenger RNA of Limanda limanda (common dab), 1858 nucleotides long. RefSeq names its product dopa decarboxylase (gene ddc). The transcript has 14 exons. Gene Ontology annotation, molecular function: pyridoxal phosphate binding; aromatic-L-amino-acid decarboxylase activity. Lineage: Eukaryota; Metazoa; Chordata; Actinopteri; Pleuronectiformes; Pleuronectidae. Gene Ontology annotation, biological process: serotonin biosynthetic process; amino acid metabolic process; catecholamine metabolic process. The record is from RefSeq and is a predicted model, not a curated record. Bases 115 to 1560 code for a protein of 481 amino acids.